Molecule: messenger RNA, 2012 nt
Organism: Ictalurus punctatus (channel catfish)
Lineage: Eukaryota; Metazoa; Chordata; Actinopteri; Siluriformes; Ictaluridae
Gene: cryabb
Product: crystallin, alpha B, b
Exons: 3
Coding region: 126-644 (172 amino acids)
Biological process (GO): response to heat; protein refolding
Molecular function (GO): protein folding chaperone; structural constituent of eye lens
Source: RefSeq, a predicted model, not a curated record
UUUACAUCAUUGUUCCAGAAAGAUCUAGGCCCGUCUCUGCGCCCAUUGCCAGUGGUGUAUAUAAGUUGACUGGCAGGACAGGCAUCAGGUUGUAUUUGAGCAGCAUCGUGCUGUUUAGAGACAAAAUGGACAUCGCCAUCCAGCAUCCUUGGUUCCGCCGCUCCUUCUGGACAUCCUUCUUUCCCACCCGGAUCUUUGACCAACAUUUUGGGGAACACAUUUCAGAGAGUGAUGUGUUGGCACCCUACCCUUCGCUAUACUUUCCACGCCCUUCCUUCUUUCGCUGGCCCAGCUGGGUGGACAGUGGGCUCUCAGAGAUGAGAUUGGAAAAAGACUGUUUUACCAUCAAUUUGGAUAUAAAGCACUUCGCACCCGAGGAACUGUCAGUAAAGAUCAGCGGAGAUUAUAUCCAAGUUCAUGCCAAACAUGAGGAUCGCCAGGAUGACCACGGUUUUGUCUCACGAGAGUUUCUCAGAAAAUACCGUGUCCCAUCUGGAGUGGACCCGGCCAGCAUCACGUCAUCUAUCUCUUCUGACGGAGUCCUGACCAUCACGGCACCUCGCAAGGCCUCUGAUGCUCCCGAGCGCUUUAUUUCUAUCACUCGCGAAGACAAGCCUGCAGUGUCUGGCCCACAGAAGAAGUAAAGCUGCAACAUGUUAUCAAGUCUGUCAUCCCUGUGUUUCCCCUGCUGAUCCACUGUGCUCCCCUGCACUUGCACUCCACUACUGGGUCUAAUCAGGAGACAGAGAGAAAGAGUCAAGAUUGGCAUGGCUAGAAAGUUUCUCUUUUCCAUCCAGAAGUUAAACAUGGCAUUGACCAAUUGGCUGCUAGAUCUAAACCAUUUACACCGCUGGAGUUUUGUUUGUACCAUGCGGCCGCUAGUCAUAAAACACAUCCACCAAAUAUAAGGGCUCUUUGUCUUUCAUAGCUGGUUAAACCCAAACAAUGGCUGCACAGAGUCUGUGAGGGUUUGUGUGUAGGAAGCCUGAACUUUUGGGCAUCUGUUGUGAUGAAAACGAGAAAGAACAGAGUGAUGGAAUUUCUAAACCUAUAAUCUCAUAUUUCAAAGAAGUGCAUGGUUUUGACAUUCUUGUGUUUCAAAUGCAUAGAAUGGGAGGUGAUGUUCUGUGCUAUGAGAAAAGGAAAGUUUAUUCAGUGAUUUGAUGUUUCGUUUUCACAAUGAACUUGGGACCAGACAAUACAAAGAGAUCAGGUGCAGGUAGUGAAGGAAGAGGAAAUGCUGUAGUGAAGAAAACAAACUCUUCUUGUUCCUUAACGUAUGUCGCUCAAGUCUGGUUUGUUUACUACUCCUGUAGGACGUGUAGUGAUUGGAAACUUGCUGUUAACUCAGUAGUGAUGGCGGUUUUCGAAAGCAUUACGACUAAAUUACAGAGAGUUUCUUUAAAACAAGAUUCUUAAGGAAUGUGUCUAUUCACUUUUGUCGUAAACAUGAUACUGAAAGUGGAUGUGUAUGUAUAAAUGUAUGUAUAAAUGUUUGGGAUGGUGCAUGAUGGUAUGUGAGUAUACCAUAUAAUGAGGUGAAGUGUUAUUUUGUUUUACCAGAGCACCACCUCACAAAAGCAACACUGACGAAGCUGCUAAACUAAGCGUUUAACUCAUUCAAUCAUUUUCUGACAAUGCAUGCUACAAAGAAAGUACAGGUUUUCACACAGCUAAUUUCUCACAUGUUCCCUGUGUUCACCAUUGCAUAAUAAAUACCAAAGAGGAACAAAUGCAGGGGAGCACACAAGUCGGCGUUUGAGGCAAGGCGGCCUUUUUACACUCUUCUGGUCCCAGAAUUUCCUUUCCUAUGUUAUUCUAAGAUGAAACGUAAUAAGAGCAAAUGACUAAACUAGUCUCAGAUCAGUGAAAAAGGCCUACAUUCUACUGCUUUGUUAGUUCCCUGCUUUAACAUUUCUGACUAUUCACACCACACCACCAAGCAAAAUGUAGCCACAGUGGUUUCCGUGUGUAUACCGAUGGCUACGAGCUAUUAAUAAAACCUUGGGUCA